GUUGGACUCCGGCUGCAGGAGCUGCUCUGUGCUGCUCUCCCCUUCUUUCCAGUGCCCCGGAGUUCUGCCCGAGGCAUGGGGACCAGGGGAUGGAUGCUUCCGACCUUCAUGGGAUUCUGCCUAUGGAUUCUGAAUGGGCUGGGGACCACCGCCGCUGUCCCUGUCACCACAGAGGGACCAUUUGCUGCCACUCCAUCGCAGAACGAGGCGCCCACUGCCCUGCUGCAGGGCACUGUGGGGACAAGCACUAUCAGUGACACCGUGAUGGCUGAGAGCAUCCCUGUGAGUCCCACCAAGGGUCCAUCCUGGGCUGAGCCAGAUUCGGUGACAGACACCACUGCGUACAGCUCCCCUCUGGGUGCAGAGAGAGAUGCAGGCCUGAGCACUGGGGCAAUGACAGAGGCACCCACUGGAGACCCUCUGGCUGGGACAGACAUGGCCACACCUCUUGAUGCAACACAGAAAUACCAGAGUGGUUUGGAAGCUGCUGUAGGUGCUGCCAUCAUUGUCACCCCACAGCCCAAUUUUACCCCCAGCACCAAGCAGAACGUAACAGAGGUCACCAUGGCUGCACCCCUGGGGAGCAGCCCUGACUUUGCAGACAUCCCAGCAUCCACAGCAAGGGCAGGAGCAGCCUUGGAGUCCACAGCUGAUGCCAUGUUCCUCCCCAGUGCCACCAUUCCAUCAGCUGCAGAGGCGCAGGCAAUGACCAGCAACCCCCAUGUCACUGCUCUGCCCCCAGCUGCAGGAGCAGAGGUGGAAGGUGCCACCCUGCCAGGGGACAGCCAAGGGGAUGGACUUGCCCACAGCCCUGGUGCUGGGGGGCUUCUCCCAACACCAUGGGGUGAGGUUGUGGGUGGAACAGUGGGUGACACCCCAGGAUGGGGAGCUUUGGAAUCCAGAGAUGAGGGAGAUGCAGCAAAUGGCGUCUUCAGCACAGCUGAUUCACCCCAGCUGCCUCCAGAGAAUGUGACAGCAUUGGAAACAGCAGAAAGCCCAAGUCAAAGCUCCCUUCUUGCAGGAGAGGCAGGGCCGAGCCCUGCUAGUUUGCUAGGACCUGGUGAUGGGGACUGGCAGGGAGCCCCAGCAGCGCUCACAUCUGGCCCUGGCUCAGCCCUGGCAGAGAUCGAGGCACCAGGGGUGAGAGGGGACACAGCCACCCUGCUGCCAGCAACACAUGUGCAGAGUGAUGCAGAUGUCCCAGCCACGGACACUGGUGUGCCCCUGCCCACAGGGGCUGUGGAUCUGGCCGAGAGUUCCCUGCAGCCACCCCCAGGGCUGAGCCCCAUCGGAGAAGAGCAGUCACAGCCUGGUGCUGAUACUCCGGCCCCCACAGACACUUCUGGUUCACCCAGCACUGCUUUCCCACCCCCAGUGGUUGCAGACGGAUCCUUUCCAGCAACUGAUGAUGGUACAGACGCAGUGGUGAGCCCUGACUUCAGUGCUGAUUUAGGAGCAUCUCCAUCCCCGCCCCUAGAGGGGUCACAGCCAUUGGGGACAGCAGCUGAUGGACCUGACACCAGUCUGAACUCAGCUUUGGGUGCCACCAACCCAUCAUCUUCUCUACCUGAUGGUGCAGCAUUGCCUGCUGCAGGACAACAGGCACCAGGGGACGCAGGCAAAGGGGACACAACACAGGCAGAAGAUGCAGGGGAUGGCAGUGCCUACAGGCCCCAGAGUGAUGUGAUCUUCGUAGACAGCAGCAGCCAGCAGGGCCGCCUAUCUGAUGCACACCAGGAGCUUGGGCUUCACACCGAGAUGUCCCCUGUUCCAGCUCCUGGGGAAGGAGCCCUGGCACCAGCACUGUCCCCAGAUGGUCCAGCAGCUCCCAGCCACGACCUCUCUGGAGCUGGAGGAUCAGGACCCCUGCCUGCUGAGGCCCAUCGGUGCCCCCGGUGCUGCUCUCGCCACCUCCAGCUGCUGUGGGAAUGGUGCGUGGGAUUGAGGCCAAACAAUGGUAUGCAGAGACAGCAGUGAGCCCUGACCUCGGUGCUGCCCCAGAAGCACCUGUACCCCCAUCCCUUGGGGGACCACAGCCAUGGGACACAGCAGCUGGUGCUCCUGAGGACACAGCUCUAAAUGGGGCCCAGGGACCAGACAGUGGCAUCAAUUCAGUGUUGGAUGCCCCCAGCUCAGCAUAUGAACCCGUGGGGCCACCAUCACCUGACAUUGCGGAGCAGCCUGGCACAGGUCUGACAGGGCUGGGAGGAGUGAGCAGUGGGGCUGCAUUUGAUCCAUCUCUGAGCUCCUCUCCAGGAGCUGGGCUGGCAUCUGGAACAGGUCUGCUGCCUGGUGCUAAUUCCCCAUCCAACUCUGCCUCCCAAAGUGACGUUCUUACAGUUCCCUCUAUUUCAGACAGUGAUGGAGCAGCUGCACCCAUCCCAGCAGCAGGUCCUGGCUCUGCCAUCCCAUCCCAGGGCUCUCUGUAUGGUGAAGGUGGCCCAGAGCUCACUGUGGCACAAGGGACCAACAGUGCAGGCGGUGUGGCACAGGCAGGAAUCCCAGAGAGUCAAAGUCCCUAUGCAGACACAAGCCCUGCAGUGA
Molecule: messenger RNA, 2544 nt
Organism: Coturnix japonica (Japanese quail)
Lineage: Eukaryota; Metazoa; Chordata; Aves; Galliformes; Phasianidae
Source: RefSeq, a predicted model, not a curated record